Molecule: messenger RNA, 2283 nt
Organism: Oryza sativa Japonica Group (Japanese rice)
Lineage: Eukaryota; Viridiplantae; Streptophyta; Magnoliopsida; Poales; Poaceae
Product: CBL-interacting serine/threonine-protein kinase 21
Biological process (GO): protein phosphorylation; signal transduction
Molecular function (GO): ATP binding; protein serine/threonine kinase activity
Source: RefSeq, a predicted model, not a curated record
GUCGGCAGCGUGCGUCCGUCCCGGCGUGCCGUGGAUGCCAAGCCACUCUCGCCGGCUAGCUGGCCAUUCCAGACGCUUCCUCCUCCCAACAUCGCAACAGAGGCCGGCCUUCGUUUCGGCGCUUUUCGUACGCAAAACGAGGCCCAAAAUUAGCCCGAUCUCGUUUGCAGCCCACCUACGCAAAGCCGGAAGUGGGAGUGGGACUCCCGUUAAAAUUUCCGUCGCAGCGUCGCCGGCCGCCGGCGACGCGAGGGCAGACGACGAGACCAAGCAGCCAGAGAGUCGAUCGCCGCAUGCGAUGCGAGUGCGAGUGCGAUGCGACCGGCAGUUACAUCCCGGGAUCACGCGCGCCCCGGGCGUUUCCGCCUCCAAACCCACCCCAACCACCCAUCAUCUCCUUCUCCUUGUCCUUCUCCUUUCCCUCCCAUCUCUCAUUCUCACCAUUCACCAAUGCAGCAACUCACGCAUCGCAAAACCUCAAAAAAAAAAGUGCUGCAAAAUCACGGCCAUUUCAUGAGCAGACAGGCACACGGCAACGUCUGCUGCUGGUGGUGGUAGUAGGACUUGGGGCUCGUGUUGUGUGAUUUGACAAGUUGGGAGAGAGAGGGAGACGGCGAGAUGGGGUUUGUGGAGAGCAUUGGGAGGUACAGGGUUGGCCGGACCAUCGGCGCCGGCACGUUCGCCAAGGUCAGGCUCGCCGUCGACGCCGACACCGGCGCCACCGUCGCCGUCAAGGUCAUCGACAAGAGGAUGGUGAUCCGCAACAACCUCAUGUACCAGGUCAAAAGAGAGAUCACGGCCAUGAAGCUCCUCAACCACCCCAACAUUGUCAAGAUAUAUGAGGUGAUCGCGACGAAGACGAAGAUAUGCCUGGUAAUGGAGUAUGUCUCAGGAGGGCAGCUAUCUGACAAGCUAAGUUACCUCAAGAGGUUGGAUGAGAAGGAAGCGAAGAAGUAUUUCUACCAAUUGAUUGAUGCUGUAGACUACUGCCAUAGGAGAGGUGUCUACCACAGAGAUCUCAAGCCUGAGAACUUGUUGGUAGAUAAUCAAGGCAAUCUCAAGGUAUCUGAUUUUGGCCUCAGCGUGCUAAAAAAGCCAGGACAGUUUCUAUCCACAUCUUGUGGCUCACCAUGCUAUGUAGCUCCUGAGGUGAUUCAGCACAAGAGUUAUGAUGGGGCAGCUGCAGACGUCUGGUCUUGUGGUGUGAUCCUGUUUGAACUUCUUGCUGGUUAUCUACCAUUUCAAGACUGCAGCUUAACAAACUUGUACAGAAGGAUAUCUCGAGCUCAGUUUGUUUUUCCACAAUGGCUCAGUGUCCCUCAGAAGAAGAUUAUAAUCAGGAUACUGGAUCCAUCUCCUAUAACAAGAGCAAAGAUAAGCGAUAUUUUUGAUGAUAAGUGGCUCCAAGAUCACUGCAAUCCAUCAGCAAGGAUUGAGAAUGAUGAUGAUUGUGAUGUUAUUGAAGAGGCCAGCACAGACAGUGAUAGCAGUCACAACACAGAGGUAAAGGAAACUGAAGAGAUGACGGCAGAAACUGACCGAUUCAUUAAUGCCUUCCAAUUGAUAGCGAGAUGCAGUGAUCUUGACUUGUCAGGUCUCUUCCAGGAGCAGAAAACAAAGCUCGCCUCGCCACACCCAGUACAGGAAACCUUCGACAAGAUCAAGGUUGCAGCCAAGGAUGUGAGCAUGGCAGUGAAGAGAAUGAACAGCUCUCUGGUGGAGAUUCAGGACAGCAAAUUACUACCAAGAAGCAAUCUUGAUCUUACUCUGUCGGCCGAGGUGAUCAAGGUAACACCAGCUCACUGCGUCGUCGAGGUGUCCAAAUCAACUGGGGAUCUGAGAUCAUACAAAGAGUUCUGUAGAAGCCUAUCAAGCUUGCUCAAUGGUGGACAGCUGUCUGCAAGCUCAUCUGAUAUGGAGUGUGAUUAAUCAAGUUAUGUUCUAUGAGUAGAUGAAUCAAUGAAUCUUCAAUUAUCACAAACUCAUGGAGUUCAGGAGCAAACAAGAGUGCCUACCGGGCAACUGGUGAGUGGUGACCUGAAAAAAAGGUGAUGAUAAACAGGACUAAAGUCAUUCAUCGCCCUUCUGCCGUAAAUGCUGGUGCUGACGUGUUGUAACUUGUACCUUCAACUGUAUGAUAAACAAAACAUGUUGCAUGCAAAGGGAACAUGCAAGCCAUUUCCAUGUAUUGGAUUUUUUCCCCCCUGAACUUAUAAUUUUCAUUAUUGUGCUUUUCUAACCAACAUCACAUUUCUGAAGGAUCUUAUUGCCUUCUACUGUUUA